CCAAAACAAUCCGCCUCAAUUGACAGCAAGCUUGUCGUCUCCGGUAUCCUACAGAGGCAUUGCUGACCCACCACACCUCAUGAUGUUCGACUACACCAACUUUGAUCACGUCUUUGGGGCGGAGCAGUUCCCUUACGAUCGCAAGUCCAUUCAGGAAAUCGACACCUACCGCAAGAGCCUCGAUGGCGCCCUCUUCAUCGACCGGGUUCUGAAAGCCUUGGGUCUCACCAAGUCCAAGACAUAUCCUCCCAAAACCGAGAACGCUCUGCGCACACUACACCAGCAAUUAUGCGAAGCCACCAUGUCAACCCACCACCGACUCUCCAUCUUCUACUACAUCCUCCUCGACUUUGACACCAGCCAGACUAGAUCCCAAGCAUCAUCAAAGUUCGCCGUCACGUCCGGUGUUCCCAAGAACUAUCAGAUCUUCAUGAAGGGUCUCUGGCUUCUGGAUCAUCAACAAUUCGAGAACGCACUCGAGUACAUUGCGCACCCUUCCCUAACUACCGAUUUCGCCGACGAGAUUAUGACAGCGCUUGUGCGCAAUGCCCCCGACGGCGACUACACCCUGCCUCUCUCAUACUUCCACACCGUCCAGCCAAUUCUCAAGACAUCCGAGGCUCUCGAGCUUCUCUUCGACGCCACGUCACGAACUAGCGUCACCGAAGCUCUCUACUUCUCCAGAACCCACGCCGAUGCUGUCAGGGCACAGCUGUUCCGCCAGCUUAUCUCCAACGUGAUUGGCGCUCCUGCGAACGAAGAGACAGCCGCACGGUCUACCGAGCUCAUUGGAUUGCCCUUCGAUGCCGCGGAGGAGGCCUGGUUCGAAGACUUCCUCUCUCGUGAAGACGGAAAGAAGCUCAAGAGAGCGCGAGACACGCUCCUCGUGAGAAAGCUGGUGACAGGCCGGUUAAGCGAGGCUGUACAGGACAAGAACCAUGGAGGUGGCUGGGGAGUGGUGCUGGAAGGUGUUAAGAGCGGCCUGGACGGCCGAGCCGAGUGAUUGCUCUUCUACCUUCUAAGGAUAUUGAUGGGUGUUCAUCCCAUGGCGGGGAUAAGUGAUUGAUUUCAGCAUAGCGUUGGCGUUCGGGCACUGCCCUCAGAUUAUACCUGGAAUUUCGAGUGAGACCGGAAAAAACAAGAAUGGUCUUCAUCAAGUUCACGGUUCAAAACCUC
Colletotrichum scovillei is the source of this 1176-nucleotide messenger RNA. RefSeq lists its product as uncharacterized. NCBI's taxonomy places the organism in Eukaryota, Fungi, Ascomycota, Sordariomycetes, Glomerellales, Glomerellaceae. The transcript has 3 exons. Bases 80 to 1003 code for a protein of 307 amino acids. The record is from RefSeq and is a predicted model, not a curated record.